Plasmodium inui San Antonio 1 is the source of this 2001-nucleotide messenger RNA. RefSeq lists its product as hypothetical. The coding region runs from base 1 to 2001 and encodes 666 amino acids. The transcript has a single exon. Lineage: Eukaryota; Apicomplexa; Aconoidasida; Haemosporida; Plasmodiidae. The record is from RefSeq and is a predicted model, not a curated record.
AUGAAAAUUCUUCGAAUUGAUAUGUUGUCAACAGACAGCGAUUUGAGCGAAUCGAAUUUUUACUCGGAUGGUCAGGAGAGGGACUUAAAAAGAAUGGAAAAAAAAAAUACGAAUUGGGCUUUGUACAACCCAGGCAGUGAUGUAGACAGUGACAAGGAGUAUUUUAUUGACUGUUUUGAAGCGGGCAUCAAGGCAAUCCCGAAAGAGGGGGAAGUUUUUAACAAAAGUGACACCCCUGAGGAGGGUAAAAAGUGCGCGGCUGACAAACGCGCAGGGGAUAAUGGUGCAGAUGACUGUGUCACAAAUGGCAAUAUCGCAGAUGACAAUGCCGCAUCCAGCCAUGGAGAUGACGACUUAACGAGCGAUUUGGAAAACUUCCAAAGCUUCGACUCAAGCACAUCCGACGCGGACGACAAAACAUUUGGGAAGAAAGAAAAAAUUUUCGAGCAGUACAAAAUUAAUAUUAGAACAGAAUCGGACAUAUCUUUUGAGGAAGAAAAAAGUUUUAGCCAUAGCAUAGAACUAAGCGACAACACAGAAGAGGGGCAAAGCAGGCCAUUAAACUUUUAUAGCGAUAAAUCGAAUGACAAACUGUUAGGAUGUGCAGCAACAGGGGAGAAUUCUCUCCAUCCAGGGAAGGAUGCUGCAAGUGACGUAGGCGAAAGGGGUGACCCUUUUGAAGGGACGGAUGAAUUAACCACGAAGAAAGAUCACACGAAUGAAGAGGAAGCCAAAGAAGAGAGGGAAAGUCACAGGGAGAACGAAGCGGAACAAGAGUCAAAUGACAAUCAAAUAGACACCCACGCGGGUGAGAAUCACAGAAAGAGUGAAUCCGCGAAUGACACAACAUUUGGCGAAACGGAGAAAACAGUAAAGGAGAGUGACACGCCGGAGGGGGGCGUAAAUUCUAAUUAUAGGAAUAGUACCUCCAAAAAGGAACACCUGAAAAAAAUGAGUUUAACCAAUAAGAAAAGGGAUGUGAUUACUCAGGGGAGGGGCUGCUCAGCUGGAAAUUUGUCAUUUGUGCUUGUUGGGGGCGUAGGGGAUAGGAACUCCCCGCACAGGGAUACGUAUAAAGCGAAGAAGCGCAGUGGCGAAGUGGAAAAAGGGGACGUUGCAGGAAAAGUGGGCCGUGCGGGAAAGGUCAAAAGGAAGCCCAGCCGAUUCGAUCCCCAAAGAAAUACCCCCCUUUUUGAUUAUUAUUCCACGGGGAACAACGCGCAAACUGGCGAAUGGGAAAGAAACCAGGACAACCAAACUGCAGACGAGCUGAUCACCAGCAGCGGCUACGAAAAGAGCGAGAUUGGGGACUUGCAUAGCAGUGAACCCGAAAAUGGCGAUGAUGAUGAAAAUGGCGAUAGUAAUCAAAAUGGCCAUGACGAUGGCAAACUUAACCACUAUCAGCACCGGAACUUCUUAUCCAAAGCACGAGGGCCCCAAUAUCUCCCCCUGUAUGGGAAAAGAAAUAACCUGAACAAAUGUGGCCACAAUAAAAUUUGCUUAAAAUCACCCCUGAUUAGGAAGCAGAGUUUUAGUGAGCCCCCUGAGCAGUGCAGACAAAGUGAAAACAGAAAUGCGCCUAAUAAGAAGGCUGACCAUUACAUCCACAUGUGCAUGCAGAAAAAUCGAGAAGGAAGAAACGAUUUUAAUGAUCCAAAUUGCUAUAUGCCUCCGAAGAAGCCUAAUUUAUACGGGGAAAAGUUGUGUGAACAUAGAAAGAUUAAUGCACCCAGAAGUGUGAGCAAACGGUCGGUUGGCGUUCAAAUAAAUUUGAGAGGCAAAAAAGAAUACAAAAAAAAGGGGAACACGAGAAGCGAAUGCUACAUUCCAAGUUACCGAAGGGUGAAGGUAAAAAUCCCCGUGUUCGAACUGAAACGGGCUGACAUAAAGAAUUACGAUUUUGAUGCAGUUCUGGUGAAGGAUGGAAGGGUUGUCCCACGAAAAAAGGAUCCCGUAUGGGAAUUUCUGCCGGCCUACAUUUCGUACGUAAACGAGCGGUAG